Messenger RNA from Aspergillus calidoustus, 2940 nucleotides. The record is from the annotation of a GenBank genome assembly. NCBI's taxonomy places the organism in Eukaryota, Fungi, Ascomycota, Eurotiomycetes, Eurotiales, Aspergillaceae.
CUCCUGGCCAUGCGACACGUCCGACUCCCUUGUUGGCCCGUAACGGUAUUCCAUCGGAGCACUGGAAAUACCUCAAAGAGGGUCAAUUGAACUCAAUGCUGGGCACCACGCAAGGGGAAAUGCUUCGACACAUCACAGAUUCUGCAGCUCGGGGAACACUCACGCAUCGGACGAGUGAGACGCCAAAGCCGUGUUGGAGUACCAAUGGGGCAACGAAAAUGCGGUAAUCUGUUCGACGCGCAAGCUAUAUAAAGCGGAGGUGCUUGACGUGUUUUGUGUUGAAAAUCACAGCGCUUUCUCAUUCUGAGAAUGGUGGUUCCUACGGCUCUACUUCUAUGGCCUCUUCUGGCUCUGGCCGACAUCAGCUCAGUCCAGCAGCCGCUGGCCAAUUGUCCAGGAUACACGGCUAUUAAUGUGCAAAAUCAGUCUAACGGAUUGGUUGUUGACUUGACUCUGGCUGGCUCGCCAUGCGACGCGUACGGGACUGAUAUUGUGAACUUGAAGCUGAAGGUCGACUACGAGACCGACACACGCCUCCAUGUUAUCAUCUACGAUGCCGACGAAAAUGUCUAUCAGGUUCCCGAGUCGGUUUUUCCAAGACCCUCCGUGGGCGGUCGACCGAGCAACACCGAAGGUACCUCAGAACUCAUAUUCACUUACGAAGAGAGUCCGUUCUCCUUUGCGAUCUCUAGAUCCAGCACUGGAGAAACCCUGUUCAAUUCUUCUGGGAGCAAUCUCGUCUUUCAAUCACAAUACGUGAACCUUCGUACCUCGCUUCCUCAAAAUCCCAAUCUGUACGGCAUUGGAGAGCAUAGCGACUCUCUUCGGCUCAACACGACCAAGUAUACUCGGACGCUCUGGAACCGCGAUGCUUAUACUAUUCCGGCUGGGACAAACCUAUAUGGUGCUCACCCUGUGUAUAUCGACCACCGCCAGACAGGCACCCAUGGCGUGUUCCUUCUGAAUUCCAAUGGAAUGGAUGUGCAGAUUGACCAAGAUCAUGAUGGUGUCCAGUAUCUCGAAUACAAUCUUCUUGGCGGCGUUUUAGACUUUUACUUCCUGGCUGGACCUAGUCCAAAAGAUGUGAGCGUACAGUAUGCAGAGGUUGCUGGCUUGCCAGCCAUGGUACCGUACUGGGGCUUUGGGUUCCACCAAUGCCGUUACGGAUAUCAAGACAUAUUCGAAGUCGCAUCCGUCGUGAACAACUAUAGCCAAGCGAACAUUCCUCUUGAGACUAUGUGGACGGACAUCGACUAUAUGGAUCACAGAAAAGUGUUUACACUUGACCAAGAGCGCUUUCCUCUGCAGAGUGUCCGUGCUCUAGUGGAUUACCUUCAUCAACGCAAUAUGCACUAUAUCGUCAUGGUUGAUCCAGCGGUUGCAAGUACCAAUGACCCAGCAUUCCAGCGCGGAGUCGAGAAGGAUGUAUUCUUACGCAGGGAGGAUGGCGAAUUAUAUCAAGCUGUUGUCUGGCCCGGCGCAACCGUCUUUCCAGACUGGUUUCACCCAAAUACUCCGGACUACUGGAUUAACGAGUUCGCCGUCUUCUUCAAUCCUAAGACCGGAGUGGAUAUCGAUGCCUUGUGGAUUGAUAUGAAUGAAGCGGCCAACUUCUGUGACUGGCCUUGUUCAGACCCUGUUGCAUGGGCACAGGAGCAUAAUUUCCCUCCCGAACCGCCCGCGGCCCGGCCGAAUCCCAGCAGUUUGCCAGGAUUCCCUGAAGUGUUUCAGCCCGGACACGGCAAUGCUAAAAAGGCUCGUCGCCGGGACCAAGAGCCCGGCAAAAAACUAGGCCUCCAGGGCCGUGACUUGAUCAAUCCACCGUAUCAGAUCGCCAACGCAGCUGGGUCUAUCAGUAACCACACAAUCAAUACAGACUUGAUCCACUCUAAUGGGCUCGCAGAAUAUGAUACCCACAAUCUAUAUGGAACUCUAAUGAGCUCGUUUUCUCGAGAGGCCAUGCUGCAUCGGCGUCCCAAUAAACGCCCCUUGGUAAUUACACGCAGCACAUUUGCUGGUGCCGGCUCGCAUGUCGCUCACUGGCUCGGAGACAACGCCAGCACCUGGGAGAAAUAUCGCGUCUCGAUAGCGCAAAUGCUCGCUUUUGCCUCAAUUUUCCAGGUGCCUUUUGUUGGAAGCGACGUCUGCGGCUUUUCGGCCAACACGACGGAGCAGCUUUGCACUCGUUGGGCCAUGCUAGGUGCCUUCAACCCCUUUUAUCGCAAUCAUAAUGAAUAUGGUAUGAUCAGCCAGGAAUUCUACCGCUGGGAAUCAGUUGCCAAAGCCGCGAGAAAGGCAAUUGCCCUUCGAUACCAACUCCUUGAUUAUGUCUAUACCCUUUUCUACCGGCAAACGCAAACUGGCGAGCCCUGGCUCAUGCCGCUGUUCUUUGCGUACCCCGAUGAUCCUCAGACGUACGGCAUCGACCUCCAAUUCUUCUACGGCAACGCGCUGCUCGUUAGUCCUGUUACCCAGGAAGAUAGUACUUCGGUCGAUGCAUAUUUUCCUGACGAUAUGUUCUACGAUUGGUACACUGGACGCCCGGUCCGUGGCCGAGGGGAGGUGAUUACUCUAGCCGACAUCUCGUACACUGAUAUCCCGCUGCAUGUUAGGGGUGGGAGUAUCAUCCCCGUGCGCGCGAGUAGCGCAGUUACGACCGCUGAUCUGAGGAGACGGCCCUUCCAAUUGGUAAUCGCCCCGGACCUGGAUGAUCGGGCAUCGGGAGAAUUAUACGUGGACGAUGGCGAGUCGUUGGAACAGCUCGCAACAUUGGAGGUGACUUUCACCUAUGAGAAUAGCCGGCUGAGCUUUGACGGGGUGUUUACACUCGAAACAAAUCUUAAGAUUGAGUCGGUAACUGUUUUAGGUGAGGAGGAUGGUCAACGUUCAAUUGCCGUUGAUCUGCCUCUUACAGGCCCUGGAAGUGUUGAUCUCACAUAG